Molecule: messenger RNA, 2614 nt
Organism: Anopheles darlingi
Lineage: Eukaryota; Metazoa; Arthropoda; Insecta; Diptera; Culicidae
Exons: 1
Coding region: 2002-2400 (132 amino acids)
Cellular component (GO): cytoplasm
Source: RefSeq, a predicted model, not a curated record
GCCCCUAUUGCGAUUGUCUUGUCUCGUUUCCAAGACAAACGUCAGUCUGGUGUCGGUAUUGCGAGUGUCUUGCUUGACACCGAUUUCUGUCUUGGAAACGAGACUCAGCUGUCUUGUACUCAAAGCUACCAGACUGGGAGUCUGCCAAACAAGACUGCGAUUUAAGAUUACCGUAACAGUUUUUUAUUUAGCAGACUGGCGGUUGAUUUGGAAUUUUUGGUUGAAUUUAAUGGAAUUAAUCAAUAACCUAUUACCAGUAAUCGAUUAUGUUCAAUUGUACGAAAUGGCACAUUUUCUGAGAACCAUGUAAUGGGCUUAAACCUCAGCAUUUGCUUUCGUGACGAUCGAGUUCCUGAAUAAAAAUGCAUCAGAGAUUGAGAAUAAUUGAACAAAUAUUGUACGAUUGAAAACAUUUUUUUGAUGAAUUAAAACACGUUAACGGUAAGGAAAUUCAAACUGCGCACGAUUGUUUACAAACAAAGCUGCGAUUUUGAUGGCUUUUGACAGCCAAAUGAACACUUGUUCAUUCAAGUGUUCAUGCGACACUCGCAAUACCGAUUUUAGACAACCAAGACUCGGCGGUUUUUGCCAGACAAGACUGGUCGAGUCUUGUCUCGGAAACGAGACAAGACAAUCGCAAUAGGGGCCAUAAUACGCUCAAGUUUUUAGUGUUGUAAAAUCGUUCCAGAAGCAAUCUAAAUUCUUCUGUUUGUGUUUAUGUGGUGAGGGUUUAACCUAAAUUUAGGUUUAGGGAAGCCUGAACAAAGCGCACACCUCCGAGCAAAGCGCACGCGCACUCACCAAUACACCAGCGCUUCACCAGCGGCCGGAACUCUGCUUGUUGGCCCGAUCUCGGGGUUUAAAGGAAAAUCUAGUCGAUUGAGCCUGAUUCUGGUUGAUCGCAAAUCGUCAAUCUAUCAUUCAGGGUUUCGGUAUUCAGUGGUUUUACUUAUUACGCAGUCCAAAGGGCAUCAGUGUUCGUUUUGAUGCUGGCGAAGUUUCUGUUGUGUAACUUUGCGACUUGUGUGUGUUCGUGAGCACUUCGUUGGGCGAGGCUAAAACCACACCAUCUUCUUCUGUGUGGUUAGUUUUAGAACUGGUUUCGAGGCGGGCACUCGCUCCUGUAAAUAUUAAGUGAAACAGCGAAGAACAAUACCGAAGUGAGCGGGCAACGACGGCGUGCGAGAAGCUUGCUAUUUUGGGAUAGUCGAAAAAGUGUUAUUUUUCCAUAACGAAUCCCUUUCGCAGUUUUGCUUGCGUGGCCACUUUUCUGUAUUCGAGCGCUGGAGGUCAAGCACUCCUCGUAGUCAGAGUGAAGGAAGUUAAUAAUCACCCCACUAGCGCCAUCUUUUCCGUGCGCCGUGGCAGCUGCAGAGAAAGAGAGAGAGCGACAGAGCGGGAGAGCGGCACAGAAGAAGAAGAAAAAACGGUCGUGUUUACUGUGUGGGUUAACUACCCAUCUCUUUUUCGAUUCCGUGGGAUAGAGAAAAAAACGGUCGCGCUUGGGCAAGGUAUCGUUUGCUAAAUGUGUUCUGUGAGUUGCUGGUGGACUUCGGCAAAAUUAUCGAAUUCGAGCCCUCAAAACAUCAGCGAGUGCUAGGUUUGGAAAUUUCCUAAAAAUCGAACUACACCGGCUAUAUGCGCAUAGCGUAAAGAAAUACAAAGAGGUGUGAUACGCAAUUCCGUCUCGUUCUCGCGUGAAAAAGGGACAGAAAAACAGAAUUCCGUGCAUGCUCGGUGGCCUUCAUCACUAGCAGAAGCAGGAGCAAGCGUGUGCCCUAAAUAGUCAUUGUGGAGUGGUGAAAGCCGCACUCAAACGAGCAGAUAAGCGAAUCAUAGCAGACCGUGCUAAGAAGAGUGUCUGGAGUCUGAGCUGAAACUCGUGAGUCGUGUCCCGGUUCUGUGUAGAAACCCGCAGGAAAAGUGCUUGCUCUCAGAGCUUUUGUGUGAUCCAGCGUGUGCUCUCUUAGUGGUGGUAGCAGAAACAGCGUCGUCGUCGUCAUGCCGAGCAAGCAGGCAAGCGAUGUGCUGGCCGUGGAGGAGCUGGUUCACGAAAUUCGCGAAAAUCUGCGCUUGAAAGCUAAACCUUCUCAUCAACCUACGCGCAGUUCACGGCCCUCGCCCUACCACAUCCCCUGCAGAUCGUGGUCUGAGCCUGUCUGUGGUGGGGUCGGUGUCGGCGCGGAAAAAAAGAUCGUCGGGAAGGCGAAAACGAAAGACGAGCAAACGAUAGACGACCCCUACGAGUUCCUGCAGACCCUGCUCAAGAACAACAACCUCGUCAAAGAAGCCGUCCGGCGGUUGCAGCACGGACUUUCGCCGAAGCAGCGGUACUUUUACGAGAGCGACGAGGAAUCUUCGCGGUCUCCUAUCGUGGUCGUGUGUCAGCUGGAGUCCUAAGUAUCUUUAGCCUUCGCGAAGCAAAGCAUUCUAGGUUUAACAUAAUCAACUAAGAAGAGAACUAGAAAUACUAAAUACUAGCUAAUAGGAGAAUUCGUACGCUGUACUGUUAAAUUUAUCGCAGGAAUGAGCAUAACAGUGCGCUAAAAUUAGCAAAUAGAGAUGGAUUACGUGUCGAUUGCCGUGACCCGAUACAGAAGUAUUUCCAAGCAAA